Messenger RNA from Neospora caninum, 1665 nucleotides. Its product is annotated as putative WD domain, G-beta repeat-containing protein. Bases 1 to 1665 code for a protein of 554 amino acids. The transcript is spliced from 6 exons. Gene Ontology annotation, molecular function: protein binding. Lineage: Eukaryota; Apicomplexa; Conoidasida; Eucoccidiorida; Sarcocystidae. The record is from RefSeq and is a predicted model, not a curated record.
AUGUCUCAGGAUUACCUUGGGUUUUCCCUUCCCUCAAAUGGCGACUGCCUCGAAAGCUGGGCAGAAGCAUGCGGUCGAGGAAAUGCCACAUCUCCUUGCUGUACUAGGUGCAUGAGUCUUGGCGCUGAUUUCAAAGAAAAUGGUGCAUGCGGAACAAACGCCCAGUGUCUACUUCCUGGCCUCUUUGCCACAGGCAUGUACGCCCUCGUAGAGGCUGAGGGCACUCGCAAAGGCGGCCUUGCCUUUUUUUGUGCCUUUCGCGAAACCAACCAGGAAGAGAGCGAGAGCAGAGAAAAUCAGAAGGAUGACCCAACACAUCAAGCGACGUCGCAAGCUUCAGCGGGGCUGCCGACCCAGCACCAAUCCCGAAGUCGCUGCAGUGUUCCUGAUGCACUUCAAAGCCGGUCGACGGACAAAGACGUAGUUCCCUCGGAUGAAUGCAUUACUGUCCAUCAAGUCGGCACUGCGGACGUCGGGGCAGGCAUUCUGGAUAUCAGGUGGCUAACCAAGGCCAGGACGCCGCUCACAACCACCACUGGCGAGCAAGCGGACCAAGCAAUUCGUUCUCGAACAUGGCUCCCGUCAUUCGCAUCUGACGGAGCAUCGAGGCGCGGAAGCGAUGAGGCUCUACCCACAACUCCGCAGUUCUCUGAUUCUUGCUCCUCCGUGCUCGCGGCCAUCGGGUCGGACCGAGCUCUCCAUAUUCUACAAGUCUUCCUUCACGGUUCGUCAGCUCCAACCACAAAUCCCAACGAUGCGUUUUUGCGCAACUCCUCUAACGAACGCAUUUCUCCAACCUUGGAAGAAGCUGUGCUGCAAAAUCCGGGCGAUGUCCUAAAUCAGCACUCGCGUGAGCCAUGCCAGAAAAGUGGGCUAACCCUACCGGAAUGUCGCUGCGCACGUCUUGCGCGGAUAGUGUUGCCGGAGGCGGAUGCUUCCGCGACUCUAGCCAGUGGUGCAGUCAUUGGCGUUGGGAUGGACAGCUUAGCAGACGACGGCAGGAAGGCACACGAUGCGGAGACGUGGUGCGUCUCCUUCGACCCUCACGAGCAGGGCAAGAUUCUGGCAACCGGUGCUGAUGACUGUGCAAUCCGUUUGUGGGACCUACGAUGCAGAGAGUCCACAACGAUCGAAAUCAAUCACAGCGAAGACGUAACUUCAGCUUUGGCGAUGGAGAACCGGCGCAGCCACACAAUGGGUGUAACGUCAGUAACUUUUUCUCCUGACGAUCCAAAUUGGUUACUAACCGGCAGCUACGACGAGACAGUUCGUAUUUUUGACCGUCGGCAACUCCGCUACCCUCUGAACUCCUUCCGUGUUUCUGGAGGAGUCUGGCGCCUCAAGUGGCACACAGCAGAGAUGCUGGCGGAUCGAUUGCUGCUUGUGGCGGCAUGUCAUGGUGGUAGUGAACUCUGGCGCAUUGGUGACGCGCAAUCAGAUAUUGAGAGGCUUGGAGUCUUCUCCGGACACCAAUCUAUGACUUACGGCAUAUCAGCCCUAUCGAUUAGAACCCUUCAGCGCCAGAGUGUGCGACGGUGGCCGGUAGCUAAUUGUCUGCCUGGCCGCGCUGUUCGCCCUUUUGUGUCCUCCCAUGCCAGACAGCAACUAAGUGGCAGUAUUUUUUUGUCUUGCAGUUUUUAUGACCGUCUCCUAGCUAUUUGGUAG